CUGAGGGAUUUGUUCAGUGCGGCUGCUUCAGACUCUCUCUUCCCCCACAACCCUGUCCCCCUGUCUUUGAAAUCAGCUCUGGGGCUGUAGCCAUUCAUGAAUAAGCAGAGCAGAGGGGUUGUUAUGAAGCUCCAGUAAGGCUUCUGUGUUUCCCAGUGGGUGAGUCUGCCUUCAGACAUGUCACACAGUGCCUGGUACACACACACUCUCAGUGCACAAGCGCGGUGCCACUUCAGCUUAUCUCUCUCCUCCCUCACCAUCUCAUUACAAUUUUGUUUCCCACCCAGUCCCCUCCUCUUGCUCCCCCUCCAACGUCAAAUUUCCAUUCCACCCUUCUGCUUUUCAAUUACCAAACAAGCUUUCUGGAGCCAGACCCUGUAAAAUGAGUGGCCACCCACUGGGCCCCGUUAUGGAUUGACAAUGCCAAUAGAGCCCAGGCGAUUCUGCAAAUCGGAAUAACGGAUCCUCCAGAGGCUGUCUGCUCGUGCCCAUCAAUGAGUUUACAUGUGCAAGUGGAACAGUAAAAACAAGUUAUUGGAUCACAGUCAGGAAUGUGAUAUCAGCGCCACCCUUCAACUGAAUUUCCUCAGAAACCUGAAGGUGCUGGAUAAAAGAUUCAAACACAAGUGUAAAUACAGUAGAACUCAGAUGGAACGUUUUCCCAGACUUGAUGCUGUUUUGAAGCGGUCCCCUGGAAAAUGUAAAAUUUGUUUCAACAAUGAAAUCUGCCAUAGAGGUUAUUAUUCGCAAACUACCAAAAUGAAGGGCAAACAAGGAUGGAAAGCAAUAGCUUUUUUCUUCGUUGUAAUGUUCUGUUUUGGAAUGUGCUGGUUUCUACAUAUGGAAUAUUACAUGCAAAGGUCAUAUCCAAGUGUUCACAAAAUCUGUAUUCCUGGUGAUGCAGCAUCCAAGGCAGAGAUCCUGAUUAGCAAUUACUCGAGGGAUCAUCCUGUCUUCCUACAACUGAGUGAUUAUUUUUGGGUUAAAAAUCAAUCUAUAUAUCGACUGCCUUAUGGCACCAAUGGAAGUGAGGAACUGCUGAUGAAAUUUCUGGCUCUCACAAAUCGCUACCAUGUACCAGAGGAGAUCAAACGGCUGCCAUGCCGGAGGUGUGUGGUUGUUGGUAAUGGGCACCAUCUAAAAAACAGUUCGUUGGGAGAAACUAUCAAUAAAUAUGAUGUUGUGAUCAGGCUUAACAAUGCUCCAGUCCAUAAAUAUGAAAAAGACGUAGGCAGUAAGACAACAAUGCGCCUUUUUUACCCAGAGUCUGCUGAUUUCGAUCCUCAGUUAGAUAAUAACCCAGACACUCUGUUGGUGCUAGUACCAUUCAAGCAAUUGGACAUCCAGUGGAUGAAGAUCAUCUUAAACAAUGAGAAAAGGGUUCGUAAAGGUUUUUGGAAAAUGCCUCCCAUCAUUUGGGAGGUAGAGCCUGAAAACAUCCGCAUCUUAAACCCAUAUUACAUGGCAGUUACUGCUACACAGAUUCUUAAAUCUAAAAAAAUGACACCGAAACCCACAACAGGAAUGCUGGCCAUCACAUUCGCUCUUCACUUCUGUGACACAGUUCACAUAGCCGGUUUUGGGUACCCUGCUCUCACCAAUAAAAAGCAACCCAUCCACUACUAUGAGAAGGUGACCCUGAAGUCCAUGGCUGUGUCUGGGCAUAACAUUACCCUAGAAGCUCAAGCAAUAAAAAGUCUUCUUCAGCAAAGGAUUAUUUCCAAUUUGACUUACUUCUGAAUGUGUUCAUCUCGCACUUUGGAAACUGUAAAGCUAUGGCAAUACCUACUAGAAACACACAAGAUGGAUUCUGUAAUGCCAUGAAGUAAAUGAAGACAUAAUGAAUGUCCCCAGUGGAUAUGUUUUUAAUCAUUGUGGACCAAAUGAAGACAAAGUAUAUUAGACAGAAUGCAGAAGGUUUUCUAAACACUUUUCUUGGACUUUUUGUUUUUUAACUCAACAGACAUUUUGUAAAAAAAAAAAGAAAAGAAAAAAAAUGAACAAUUUAAUAUUUAUUUGGAAAUGUAUGCACUGGUACUGUCAAUACCAACAAUACGUGAAGAACACUUGUUAAGAACAGAAGAUCAACAUAUAUGAAAAACUAAAGUACUUAUUAAUGACCUGAUUCCAAGUUUAUUGCACAUUUAUUAUUUAAUUUGUUUUAAUCAUUAUUAUUAUAAUUAUAGAAGAUUGAAUGUUUGGCUCCUGUUUGGCCUGUACAAAAUGCAAAAGAAUGAGUCCCGGGAUUGAGGUUCCCCCAAAGCCAGACAGAGAAUUCUGUAAAAGAAAAGAAAAAACAAUUUAAAAAUAAUGAAACAAAAUAACUUUUAAGAGUAUUAAAUAAGGGGCGGGCCUCCUUUUUUUAAUGUGCCAUUUCCUUCUGUGUAUGAUGUUGUUAAAAUCCAGAAAAUUACCCAUAUUAAGAAUAAAAUGGGUGAUAAAUAA
Xenopus laevis (African clawed frog) is the source of this 2445-nucleotide messenger RNA. RefSeq names its product ST3 beta-galactoside alpha-2,3-sialyltransferase 4 L homeolog (gene st3gal4.L). The transcript has 14 exons. Bases 505 to 1740 code for a protein of 411 amino acids. Gene Ontology annotation, molecular function: beta-D-galactosyl-(1->3)-N-acetyl-beta-D-galactosaminide alpha-2,3- sialyltransferase activity; sialyltransferase activity; N-acetyllactosaminide alpha-2,3-sialyltransferase activity. Gene Ontology annotation, cellular component: Golgi cisterna membrane. NCBI's taxonomy places the organism in Eukaryota, Metazoa, Chordata, Amphibia, Anura, Pipidae. Gene Ontology annotation, biological process: glycolipid biosynthetic process; glycoprotein biosynthetic process. The record is from RefSeq and is a predicted model, not a curated record.